Guillardia theta CCMP2712 is the source of this 4760-nucleotide messenger RNA. RefSeq lists its product as hypothetical. Gene Ontology annotation, biological process: cilium assembly. The coding region runs from base 1 to 4719 and encodes 1572 amino acids. Lineage: Eukaryota; Cryptophyceae; Pyrenomonadales; Geminigeraceae. Gene Ontology annotation, molecular function: protein binding. The record is from RefSeq and is a predicted model, not a curated record. Gene Ontology annotation, cellular component: axoneme. The transcript is spliced from 10 exons.
AUGGCCGAGCUACCGCUCAACAUCAAUGCGUGCCUAGGUUACUCCGGCAGCCCCCUGGUGUAUGGGGGAGACGGGAAGUAUCUCUCCAUCAACGGCAACAUAGUCAGCAGCUUUCACGUGGACCUGACGAGGGGCGAAGCCUCCCGGCAUUUCCCUUGCAAGGGGUUCGGGCCUGACAUGCUCAUUGCGCACCCCAGCUUCCACUUCUACGCGUACUCUGAGCGGGGGGAGCGAGCGGCAGUGCAUGUGUGCUCCAUGGAGGACGGGAAGGAGGCUGUGCACAUGCCCAACGUGGGAUCGAUCGGACUGGACUGCAUGUCCUUCUCGCAGGACGGCGAGUCCAUGGCUACCAUAUCGUCCAUCCCUGAUCACACGGUCUCAAUCUGGAACUGGGGCGAGGAUGGAGUGGACUUGCAGGUGACUGGGGUCUCCCCGCAAGAGUUCUCCUCCUGCCACUUCAACCCCAAGAACUCGGACCAGCUGGCGCUGCUGGGCAAUGGCCAGCUCUUCCUCUGCAACGUGGUCAACAGUGAGCAGGGGGCUCUAGAACUCGAGUUCCUCCGCUUCGACCCUCCCAACCCGGACGUGGAGUUUGCGGCCUUCACCUGGGAUGCUUCAGGAAGAUUGUUCAGCACGACUUCAGAGGGUAGCCUCUGGCAGCUGGACGUCUCCCUGUACACGUUGUCAGGCGAGCCAUGCUUCUUCACGGACAACCCUUGGUCCUCGUCCUCCCUGCUAUCCUUCGAUCGCUCCCUUGUCGUCUGCACCGGGGACGCGCGCGUUCUCUGGUUCGACGCUGACUCGCUGAGCAAGUUGUAUGAGGUGAGGAUACCUCUGUCCUCCAGCCACUCGCUGGUGUCUGCCUGCAUGUGCUCAGACUCGCAACGAGGAGACAUCGUCCUCUCCUCGUCUGACGGAAGCGUCUUCCUCCUUGAGAUGCUUUCUGACCUCCCGCAGACGUUUGAGAUGUCAGAGGCCGAGGUCAAGGACGCAGACGUUGUCUUCGGGGAGAUGCAGCGGGACAAGCUCCACUCGCUCAAGAGGAUCAUGCUCUCACACGUGGGCCGCGUCGUCGGCCUCUCAUUCUCCCCUCUCCUCAGCCACUCUCUUGUCAGCGCGGGAGAGGACGGGAAGCUUAUCUUCUGGGACUGCAGGAAGAAGUGUGCUUCUGCCGUGCAAGAUGUCGGGCGUCCUCUGUCCUGCGUCGAGCAUCAUCCUAGUUACUCUCUCCUCGCGAUCGGCGAUGAGGGGGGGAGCGUGCAGCUGCUGGACGUCUCGGCCUUCCCCAAGAUGAAGAGCAGGGCUGUCUUCAAGUUGUUUCACAGCAAGGUUGUGAGCCUUCGGUUCUCAGAUAAGGGAAAGAGCUUGGCGGUGAUGGCCGAAGGCUCUUCGCACGUUUACCUCCUCAAGGUUGAGGAGAGCUCAGCGGAGGUGCGAGGGUACGUCGAGACGGGCGCGGCAUCGUCGGCGAGAGGGAAUCUACUGUGGGUGAGGGAGGAGCAGCUGAUAGUAGCGGCCGAGCUCGACCACCUCCUGAGGAUCGAGAACUUCUCGGAGAGGAGCGAGGAGGAACUGCAGCUAGCCGCAGACUUGUCGACUAUCAGGACGGAGAUCGCUUGCGGUCAGGUCGCCCGGGUCGGGGGCAAGUUUGCGGCAUCGAGCUCGCGCAGCAAGAAGGUCCUCCUCUUCGAGCUGGAGGGUAGCUGGGGAUCAGCGGGGGCAGAGGAGGUCUCGUCCCUGCCUCCUGCCCAGCCCUCGCUCACCUUCGGAGCUCACGACAAGGUCGUGCUGCACAUAGCGGGAGGGGGGGACGCCGGCCUGUUGGCUUCGGGAGGAGAAGGAGGAAAGAUCGUGCUACGGUCAGGAGACGAUCUGCUGACGGUGCAUGCCCUGCGAGCCUUCAGCGCCUGGCAGGGAGGAUGCUCCUCUAUGUGCCUCUCAUCUCCUGCCGGCUUGCUGGCCUGCGCCAGCUGCAACGGGACGGUGCUGCUGCUAGCAAGCAGCUUGUUGCUAGAGGAGGACGCGUCGGGCCCUCCAACUCGGUUCACGAUGGGGAAGAAGCUGUACGAUCUGCUCGGAGAGGAGGUGGAGGCUGGGGAGGUAAGGACGUUUGAGGAGGUGCGGCUCUUGUCAAUCCAGGAGAUGAACAACGCGCUCAACGCGGUGAAGAAGAACGAGAUGCGAGACAGGAUCCGCCAAAUUAAGGCCCAGCUGGACUUCCUUCUGGAGAAGAACUCAGGAGCUCCAGAGCUGGAGAGGAUCGCGAGGGAGGAGAUCGUCAUCGAUGCCGAGCUGAGAAAGAGGAUCAUCGCGGACGGGGACGCGCGAGUGGAGGACACCAAGAGGAGCAUCUCGGAGGAGAACGUGAGCAAGGAAGAGGAGAGGAGGAGGAUCAAGGAAGUGGCCUGGGACAGCAUGGAGACUCACGGGAUGAAGAUCCAUGCCUUCACCACUGACGUCUCUGUGCCCAACUACCCGAUCCUCAAGGUGGAGGAGGAGAGAAAGAGGCGUAUCGAUCGCAUCCGGACCAUGCGGGAGAUCGAGCUGAAGACUCUCGCGCGUCAGCAGCAGGAGUUUGGCGCCUCUAAGAGCUUCGUGCAGUUCGAUAGCUACAGCUUGAGCUUCGAUCUCAAGAGCAGGGAAGGAGGAGACAAGACAGGAGAUAAGACAGGAGACAAGCCGUCCGACCCCGAGAGCCUCAAGAGCUCUGCCGUGCUUGACAACACUGACGAGUCAUGGAGGGCCCAGCAGGAUGACCCGCUGAUCUAUCACCGUCUCAACGUCACUACACGAGAGAGAAAGACAGCACAGAUCUACAUGCUCGAGAGUUUCAUCACAUCUGUCAAGACCAAGUUCAACGCGCUCUUCGAUGAAUUCCUCAAGAAGAAAUCCGCGACGCUGGGGAGGAUGGAGGAGAAGCAAACUCGCAUCCUGGAGAUCCUCAAGGAGCUUAAGCAACCUGACGCCAAGGAGGCGCUGGGCCUCCAUGACGAGGAGCAGCCGAACAAGCUGCUCGAGGUUUCCGACCGCGAGAUCUCAGCGCCCAAGUGGGUCUCUCCUGCUGAGCAGAAGGCGAAAGAGGAGGAAGCGAGGAAGCAGCGGGAGGCCUCGGCAGGAGAUGCUAAUGUGGAGAGAGCGCUGAACAUGAUGAUGGGAGGGACGCUAGCUGGGGUCAACGCGAUCAGCAAGCUGGAGCAAGUGAUGACGAAGCCUGCGAACCUCGAGGUUGGGGAGAACGAGGAGCUGACGGAGGAGCAGCAGCAGAAGCUCAAGGAGUGGGAAGCGCAGUACAAGGCCUUCCUUGCAGAGCAAGACGCGUACGCCAAGUCACUGGAGGGGGAGGCGAAGAAGCUCCGGUCGGAGAUAGUGGAGGAGAGCAAGAAGUUCGACGACCAGCUGCAGGAGCUGACGGAUGUGAAGAUGAGGACCGAGUACAAGCUGAUCGAGCUCGAGCUCUACAAGGUCAAGCUCAUCCAGGCCAUCGCGCAAGAGGAGGACGACAUUCUUGCCCGGCAGUCGCUCGUUCUGGGGCUCGAGGAGCUCAAGUACCGGCAUGAGCUGGCAGAGAAAGCUGUCGGGGAGUAUCUGGAGGAAGUGCAGACCUUCGAGCUCAGAGUUGAUGCGGUGCGGCAAGAGGGAGCCAACCUCGAGAAGGGCUUGAGAAAGGAGCUGCAGGAGCACGCGGCGGACAAGGAGACGAUCGAUCAGGCGAUGAAAGCGUUCAAGAAGCGAGGGAAGCUGGAUGAUAUCCUUCAGGGCUUCUCAGCUGACCUCAUCCAACGCCUCGACAACCUCGUGGCCGAGGCUCGAUCUCAGGAUGAGGUGGUGCAGGAGCACGUGACGCAGCUGGAGAAUAUGCAGAGUGAGCUGAAGCGGCUGGAAUGGGCAAAGACGCAGAUCGAGGAGAGCAUCGCGGCAGCGGAAGAGGAGAUGAAGAAGCUGCUGCAGCGGAUGGCGCAAGCGGAGUACGACCUGGACCUGACGGUGGGGAUGAAGCAGGGGCAGGUUGAGGUAGAGCAGUCGACGUUCAUAACCGACUACUCGGACGCGGAGCUGGUGGAGCGAUCGGUGAUGUCAAUGCUGAACGAGGCGAUCAAGUCAAGAGGAGGCGACAAGAUCGCCGUGCUCAACGAGAUCAAAGAGUUCCGCAAGGGCAUCCACCUGCUGCAGUGGGAUAACCAGCGCCUGGAGCUGCAGGAAGAGGACUGCUUGCAGAAGACCAAAGACCUCCAGCUGCUGCGAGUCACCAAGAGCCUUCAGCGAUUCAUCAAAGGGUCCUCGGGCGAGAGUCAGACCGCCAAGGAAACUUCCGGGCUGGAGAAGAUGAUUGCGUACCAAUCUCAGAUCCACCAGCAGAGGAUCGAGGAGCGCAGCAAGGCGGUAGAGGCGCUUGAUGCACAGCGUGGUACUACAGAGCAAGAAAACGCCGAGCUGGACGAGGACAUCUUUGCACUCGAGAGCUCCGUUGUGGAGCGACAGCGACUGUGCGAGCUACAGGGAUCGUCAGCUGUGGGCGGGGGGGCAGCGAAAGCCAAUCAGAAAUCAGCACUGAAGAUGAAUCUCAUGGUCACCCACCGAAGGCUUCUCGACCUCGCUAAGGCGCAAACACGAGAGAUUGAGCUGAUGAGGGAGGAGCUCGUCCGGCUUCGAGCUCGAACCUUCCCAUCGUUCGCGCAGCUCGCUGACAACGGACGGACCAUGACGGGAACCUUCGGAUAAAGUGAUGCAAGCUUUUGUUAUUACAUGAUCUGUGGAUACUC